AUGGCAGCUUCCAACUUCACCCAAGAUGACUCACCAACAUUCAUCCUGACGGGCAUCCCUGGCCUGGAAGAUGCCCAUAUCUGGAUUUCCAUCCCUUUUGCUGCAUUCUACAUGACAGCUCUGUUGGCAAAUUUCACAGUACUGUCUAUUGUGGCCAAAGAGCAGAGCUUGCACAAGCCGAUGUAUCUGCUGAUCUGCAUGCUGGCGCUCUCAGACAUUGUCACAUCUACCUCCUUCAUCCCAAAGGCCCUGGGUAUAUUUUGGUUCAAUUUGAAAAGCAUCACUCUGGCUGGCUGCCUCACCCAGGUCUUCUUCUUUUUGGCAAGUGCUACUGUGCACUCAGGUGUCCUAAUGAUAAUGGCCAUUGAUCGCUAUGUGGCCAUAUGUAACCCUCUGAGAUACACCAGCAUCCUCACUAACGCACGAAUUGCUAAGCUAGGGCUAGUGUGUGUGGUAAGAGCUGUUCUCUUCAUUCUGCCUGAGCCUGUGCUCCUAAGCCGGCUGCCGUUCUGUGCCAAUCGCAUUAUGCCCCACACAUACUGCGACACCAUGGUUGUGGCAAAGUUGUCCUGUGGGGAUAUCACAGGAAGCAAAAUGUACGGUUUGGCAUUGGCAUUUGUAGUCACUGGGUUUGACUUGACGGUCAUUGCCACGUCCUAUAUGCUAAUCGCCAGGGCCGUCCUCCAAAUCUCCUCCAAGAAAGCCCACCAGAAAGCCCUCAGCACCUGUACCGCCCACAUCCUUGUGAUACUCAUGGCUUAUCCCCCUGGCCUCUUCUACAUUCUGGCACACCGGUUCAGUGAAGGCAUCACACCUUAUGUGCACAUCAUUUUAGCCAACCUCACUUACCUCAUGCCCCCCAUGCUCAACCCUAUCGUGUAUGGGGUCAAAACCAAAGAGCUUCGUGAUAAAGUGGUUGCAUUCAUCGGCAGAAGAUGCUCAACUGAUGUCCCUGACUAUAAAACCACAUGA
Pelodiscus sinensis (Chinese soft-shelled turtle) is the source of this 972-nucleotide messenger RNA. RefSeq names its product olfactory receptor 52N4-like. The record is from RefSeq and is a predicted model, not a curated record. Gene Ontology annotation, biological process: G protein-coupled receptor signaling pathway. Gene Ontology annotation, cellular component: plasma membrane. Gene Ontology annotation, molecular function: olfactory receptor activity; G protein-coupled receptor activity. Lineage: Eukaryota; Metazoa; Chordata; Testudines; Trionychidae.